AGUGUCGAUCGCACGCCGUCGUAACCGCCGCCACCGCGUGACUUUUUAGGAAUUUCGCCGCGAUGUUCCGUAUCGCUAUUUUUUUUUCUCGUUAACACGCCGCACGAAACCGCGCGGAUUCUCGCGGUAUACACUCAACAGGGGUAGUCUUCUAUAGAAUCACACACACACACACACAUAUAUAUAUACAAAUAUAUAUGAUAACAAUAUUUGAUCUACGCACACCGGUUCCUAUUAUAUCCAUACCUAAUAUAUAUAUAUAUAUUGUAUGCUUUUAGACAAUGUUAUGAUGUCGCGUUAUAUAAGUUUAUCCGGCUGCGAUGAUUUACAACGAUUAUAUUAUCAUUAGGUAUAUACCGGGUAUACCAGUAGGUUAGGUACACGAUAUACCUAUAAAUAUAAUAUAUUAUAUUAUAUACGACGCGACGAGUGCGCGACCGACCCGAAUCGAAACUGCAGUAGUUGAACAAAUUCUAUACCUAUCUAGCAUUAUAUACAUGUGCACCGCAUUUAUUGAUAUAUUGUAUCAGUGAAUUUAUUAUUAUGCGGCCGCCGCCGGCGCCGCCAGCGUCAUCGGCGAUUGCGACGACUGCGACUCCGGACUGCAGCGACGAUCGUAACCCACAGCAUUUGAACACGGCGACCGCGACGACGAUGGUCACGUGAUUAGGAUGCCGCGGCCGUGCAGAGAGACAUACGGCGACCAAAAGCCGCCGUACAGUUACAUAUCGCUGACGGCCAUGGCCAUAUGGAGCGCUCCCGAGAAGAAGCUACCGUUGUCCGACAUCUACAAGUUUAUCAGCGACCGGUUCCCCUACUACCGGAAAAACACUCAAAGGUGGCAGAACUCGCUGCGACACAACUUGUCGUUCAACGACUGUUUCAUGAAAAUUCCACGACGACCCAACCAGCCGGGCAAGGGGGCGUACUGGACACUGCACCCUGAUGCACUGGACAUGUUCGAGAACGGAUCGUUUCUGCGGCGCCGAAAGCGGUUCAAAUUGCCGGCCGCCGACCGGGCGCUGUUGGAGGCUACGUUCGGCCGGCCGUCGUCGUCGUCCGCCGCCGCCGACUUCGACACCGAUUCGCCGCCACUGCGGCCGUUGCCGAUCGGUUUUCAGCGGCCGCCACUGCCGCCUCCGCCGUACCGGAACAAUAUAAUGUCGUCGUCGGACGGAGCGACGUCGCCGAUCGGCACCGAACAGCCGUUGUCGCCGCCGUCGAUCCACGCGGCCAUCGGCGGCACCACCGCGGCCUUCGCGACCGCCACUUCGAUGGCCAACCACCUGCACCGGCAGCACAAGCCCAAACCGUUUACCAUCGAGAGCAUCAUCGCUCCGGGCGGCGCCCGCAGACGUCACUCUUCCGACGACGAGCCGUCACUGCCGGAUGUCCCGCCGCCGACAUCGUCCCCCACACCGCCGCCGAAGACGUCGUCCCCUACGCCACCGCCGAGGACCGAACGUACUCAUCGCCGGUACCCGCCGCCGGUGAGUCUGCUACCGUCUCAGUCGCAUCACCUAGUCGACCACCAGCAGCAGCAGUUCCUCCACAACGCCCACCACCACCACCACCCCCACAACGGCGUCGGCAGCAAUGGAUACGCGGAACUGUACGCGUACUUGAUCCAACAGCAGUCGUUCGCCGUGGCCACUGCGGCCGCAGCGGCCGCUUCCAGCAUAUUUCCGGGGCCGUCCGCGCCCCUGCCGCCGUUCCACUACAUGCCCCACCAUCACAUCACCAACGCCGCCGCCGCCGCCACUGCCGCCGCCACCGUCUUGCCGCCGUUCCCGCAGCUGGCCAACUUCACGAACCUUCAUGACUGCGGUACGGUUUGGAAACAAUGGUUGGACCAUUAAACUUUGCGAAGAGGAGACGAGACGAAGCAUAAAACUUAUUUUCUUUGUUGUCAAACCGUUUCAUAUAGACUUUAAAUGGUAUAUUAUAUGUACAUAUACGUACUGUUGUAAUUUUAUUAUAGCGUUUUAAUAUUAAAACAAAAUGUACAAUAUUAUAUAAAACAAUUUUUAGACGAAAUCCUUUUAUUAUAUUCUGUGUUUAUAGAAAACAAUAAUAAUAUCUUAGCUUUAAUAAAACAUUAUGAUGUAUAACUACCUAGUGUCUAGUACCUAUUUACUCUAUGUCUGUAUAUUACAUUAUUGUAUUUUAUAAAUUAAUGUUGUCCGUAGUAUUUUGACGAUGAUGUAGAUAACCCUGUCAGUUGUUAUUAUGUCUAAAAAAACUAUUU
This is a messenger RNA of Rhopalosiphum maidis (corn leaf aphid), 2248 nucleotides long. Its product is annotated as forkhead box protein B1-like. Bases 672 to 1859 code for a protein of 395 amino acids. Gene Ontology annotation, biological process: anatomical structure morphogenesis; regulation of transcription by RNA polymerase II; cell differentiation. Lineage: Eukaryota; Metazoa; Arthropoda; Insecta; Hemiptera; Aphididae. The transcript has 3 exons. The record is from RefSeq and is a predicted model, not a curated record. Gene Ontology annotation, molecular function: RNA polymerase II cis-regulatory region sequence-specific DNA binding; DNA-binding transcription factor activity, RNA polymerase II-specific.